CUCAUAAACGUCUUACACUUAAUUUUGUUUACUUCUCUUAGAGGUCUUCCGUAACAAUUCUAUCGACUAUAAAUUCAGUCUCUAAUCAGCAACGACACGAGCGAAACACACCUAAUGGCAAGUAUAAAUUCUCUACAAACUAGACUAUUGGGGGCUGUGGGACUUGGACUUUGUACAUCAAUUCUGUCUUAUCUGUAUUACAAGUACAAGUAUGCUAAAAAUGAAGUACUACCAACCAUAUGGAAACAAGUUGGUACUCUCGACGAAGUGCAUUUCUAUCCGAUUAAGUCGUGUGCUGCUAUUGAGUUAGAUGAAGCUUUUUGUGAGAAUCUUGGAAUUCAAGUUGGUGAUGAGAUCAAAGACAGAGCUUUAAUGGUAAUUGAGAAGAAUGGAAAUUUGAUAACAGCUCGGGGCUAUCCAAAGAUGCUUCUAAUAGUUUCGAAAAUUGUUGGCCCUUCAAAAAUGAUUAUAACUGCACCUGGAAUGAAGGAUUUGCACUUUGAUUAUUCCAAACUCGUGGAUAUCGAUAACUUUAAAAAAGCAGAAAUUUUCGGUCACUCUGCUAGGGUCAAAGACUGCGGAGAAGAGUGCAAUACUUGGUUUUCCACAUAUAUUUUGGGACAGCCCGAAGGUCUUCUUUUGGUCUAUUAUCCUUAUGUUGAUCCAACUAGGCCAGUUGCUGGAGUUUUUCAAAAUGGAAUUUUUUCCAAAUUGGACACGGGAACUUUCCAAGAUGUUUCCAGCUACCAUCUCAUAAAUAAUGCCUCCAUAAAAGAUCUUAAUUCCCGUCUGACAAACGAGAUCUUUGCAAGACAAUUUAGAUCAAAUUUUUAUAUCAAUACUGAGUCAGCUUUUGGUGAAGAUAAUUGGCAAUGGAUUCGAAUUGGCAAUGAAGCUGUAUUUCGAAAUAUUGCCCCUUGUUAUAGAUGCAUCCUGCCGAAUAUCAAUCCAUUUACUGCUCAAAGGGAUUCUGAUGGUCAACCUCUCAGAACUUUAAAGGAGUAUCGCAUGAAGCCCAAUUCACCUCUAAAAUCCCCAGUUAUGGGUAUUCAAAUGGGCUUAAGAUCUGUUGGGAGAGUGAAGAAAGGAGAUGCUGUUUUUAUUGAAGGUGCCAUAUGAAAAAAAGACUGGAUACGGUUUAAGAAUAUAUUUAAACAUUUGUUUUAAAAAUAAACUGUCUUAUAAUUUAUACAAAGCAAA
Eupeodes corollae is the source of this 1200-nucleotide messenger RNA. Its product is annotated as mitochondrial amidoxime reducing component 2-like. The coding region runs from base 115 to 1119 and encodes 334 amino acids. The record is from RefSeq and is a predicted model, not a curated record. NCBI's taxonomy places the organism in Eukaryota, Metazoa, Arthropoda, Insecta, Diptera, Syrphidae. The transcript has 4 exons. Gene Ontology annotation, molecular function: pyridoxal phosphate binding; molybdenum ion binding; catalytic activity.